This is a messenger RNA of Dermacentor silvarum, 1934 nucleotides long. Its product is annotated as protein FAM200A-like. The record is from RefSeq and is a predicted model, not a curated record. The coding region runs from base 585 to 1934 and encodes 449 amino acids. The transcript is spliced from 2 exons. NCBI's taxonomy places the organism in Eukaryota, Metazoa, Arthropoda, Arachnida, Ixodida, Ixodidae.
CGACAGAUGGCAACACCUGUCUGGCGUUCUCCCCUGCUUUCCCGCCUUUAGCUUGGAGAGCAGAGCUGAGAGUGUCUGCCCCGCUGCCAUGGAGGACUGUCGUGUCGAGUCGCGCUAGCGCGCGUUAGCCCUUGUCAGGGUUGCCAGAUUUGGCUACUUUACGCCAAAUUGGCUACUUUUAAAAGGCCGCGGCGACAAAAAAAUGACGUUGGCUACUUGGCUACUUUUUGGCUAUUGUUCUGGCACCGGCAUAAACAGCUAAUAUACGCUAAAACGUAGCGCAACUAUCACAAAAUAAGUGUUCAUUCGCACUGCCGGCUGCGGCUCCCUCGGUGUAAUGGCUUUUGUGUACUCUGUAUACAGGAAACAAUUGCGUGCGCCCGAAACACGUCACGGCCGCCAUGCUCUUCACAUUAUUAAUGGAACUCAUCUAGGUUAGGCAACACUGUAACGUAGCUGGCGCGGUACUCGUUCAGUCUUGCUAGCCGCUAUAGUUCUGCGUUGUAUGUGUGGUGGGCCUGGUGGCCGCGCGCGGCGCGGUCCAUGUGCACCGGUUCAACAAAAGUCGAAACUACAGCUCAGCCAUGGGCAAGCACGCCACUGCACGAAGGAUGUUUCGGCAACAGUGGCUGGAGGACCCAAAGCUAAAAGACUGGAUUGCCCCUGCAGAAAGUGGCCAAGCCUUCGCACGGUGCAAGGUUUGCUCCUGUGAGGUACGGGCACACUACGCGGACCUGACUAAGCAUGCCGAAACAAGAAAGCACCGCACAAGAGUGGCACCAAGCGACCAGCACCGGUUGCGAGAUGUUCUCGCGCCUGCUCUUGCGUUUGACGAAGAACAAAAAAGAUGCGCUCUUAAAAUCGCUCUUUUCACAGCUUGCCACAUGCCGAUAAGAUGUGUGGAUGAGCUUUCAGAUCUACUCAAAGGAGAGCUCAAGUUCGACCUCGUGAUGCACCGAACAAAGUGCACAGCCCUAAUCAUUGGAGUCCUGGCACCAUAUUUCGCCGAAUAUCUACAGAAGGACAUUUCAAAACAGCCUUAUUCGCUGUUGGUCGAUGAGUCGACCGACGUUUCAGUCAGAAAACUGGUAUGUGUGUCUGUACGGUAUUACAGUGCAACUGCGAAAAAAAUAACCACUACUUUUUUGCACUUGGUGGAGACUGAAGAUGGAAAAGCAGAUACCAUUUACAAUGCAGUACAAUGGGCACUCCGUGACAGUGAGCUAGAUCCAAAACAUUGCAUUGGACUUGCAACGGAUGGCGCAAACGCCAUGUGCGGCCGCAAUAACUCUCUAUGGAAGAAAAUGAGGGACGAUAACCCUUCGAUUACACUUGUGAAGUGUGCGUGUCACUCAUUGGACCUGGUUGCUUCUAAAGCGAUGGAGGCGAUGCCAGCGAGCCUAGAAUUUAUGAUCCACGAAACCCACAAUUACUUUGCACACAGCAGCUCACGGCAGGCUGUAUACAGGAGUCUAUACAGCGACAGCAAUACAAUGCACGAAAAGAAUGAACCAUUAAAGAUUCUAUCGCCCUCUGCCACAAGGUGGUUAGCGAUUGCUGACUGUAUCGAGAGAAUACUAGCUCAAUAUGAUGUCCUAAAGAAGCACUUUGCGUCUGUUCCUGACAAGGCGUACAGUGUACGCCUCCUUAAAGAAAUGUAUCAUGACGAGAGGAACCGCGCAUACCUUCUCUUUUUAGAGCCACUUCUUACUGACCUCAAGAGAGUGAACAAGCUUUUCCAAGGAGAAGAUGUAGACCCGCUCGGCGUUUUCGAAGAGCUGCAAAAGCUUUACAAACGCCUUGUGGCAAGGAUACUAAAGCCAUCUGUGCUACGACAUCAUGAUGAAGUGAGCAUCUGCGACAUUGACCUAAUGAACCUUGAGUCAAUCUUCCUAGGCCUAGAUGACGUAGGAUUUUGGUGGCAGCUUCACUGA